UAUAACAAGUGGCUUUGAUAUAACAAAUAUAAAUAAUAAAAUUAAUAUUAUUUGUGAUAAAAAUAAUUUAAAAAAUUCAAAAAAAUUAUUAUUAAAUAAAAAUUUAAAAGACUGUGAUUUAAAUAAAAAUAAAAUGUUAUUAGCAUCAGAUAAAACAAAUAAUACAAAUAAUAAUGAUAAAAGUGCUAUUAGUAAUAAUAAUUAUAAUAAUAAUAUAAAUUCAAAAAAUAAUUAUAUUAUUGAUUUUAAUCAUAAAUUUGUUAAAGAUUAUAAUAAUAAAACAACAACAAUAAUAAAUAAUAUUCAUAAUCAUAAUAAUAAUAAUAAUAAUAAUAAUAGUUAUAAUAUAAUUAAUAAUGGUGGUGGAGGUGGUAGCAGUGGUAAUAAUAUUGUUAAUAAUUCUAAUUUAAAUAAUAAAAAUUUUGUUAAUAUUAAAAAUCAUGGUGUUGAAAAAUGUAAUAAUUAUACAAAUAUGACAGAUAAACAGCAACAAUCUCAACAACAACAACAACAAGAAAAUAUAACAAAUGUACGUUAUAUUUCUGAUGAAGCUAUUACAUUAAAACGUAAUAGUAGCGGUGAAAUAUCAAAAGCUGCUAAAGAUAAUACAGAACGUAGUGAUUCUGUUGUUAUUGUACCAAAUGAUCGUGAUAUGCAAUUUGAAAAAGAAAUUGAAGAUAUAUCAAAAAUUCGAACAACAAGUCACUUAUUACCAGAAGAUCGUGUUGAUUGCUCACAUUUUGAGACAAUUAAAGUGCUUGGAACUGGAGCUUAUGGUAAAGUAUACUUAGUGAGAAAGAAAACUGGGACUGAUUGUGGAAAAUUAUAUGCAAUGAAAGUUUUGAAAAAAGCUGCAAUUGUUCAAAAAAAGAAGACUGCAGAACAUACUAAAACAGAAAGACAGGUCCUUGAAUUAAUACGCUCAAGUCCAUUUUUAGUAGAAAUGCACUACGCAUUUCAAACAGAAGAAAGACUCUACUUAGUUUUAGAUUACGUUAGUGGCGGAGAACUUUUUACACAUUUAUAUAAAAAUGAACAUUUUACUGAAGAUGAAGUCCGUAUAUAUAUAGCAGAAAUAGUUUUGGCCUUAGAACAAUUGCAUAAAUUAGGUGUAAUAUACAGGGAUAUUAAAUUAGAGAAUAUAUUAUUGGAUGCUGAUGGGCAUAUUGUAAUAACAGAUUUUGGUUUAUCAAAAGAAUUAUCACCAGGAUCAAAUGAAAGGGCAUACAGUUUUUGUGGUACAUUAGAAUAUAUGGCACCAGAAAUUGUACGUAAUAAUUCUGGACAUGAUACCGCUGUUGAUUGGUGGUCAGUAGGUGUUUUGACUUAUGAACUUUUAACUGGUGCAUCACCAUUUACAGUUGUUGAAGAACGAAAUUCUCAACAAGAUAUUUCAAGGAGGAUAUUACGGAUUGAUCCACCUAUACCGAACGAUUUAGGAGCUGAUACAAAAGAUUUCAUAUUAAAAUUAUUAGUUAAAGAUCCAAAAAAGAGAUUAGGAAAAAGUAAAGCUGAUGCAUCUGAAAUUAAAUCUCAUCCAUUCUUUAGGAAAUUAGAUUGGGAAAAAUUAGCCAAAAAACAAAUAAAAGCACCAUUUAAGCCAGUUAUUACAAAUGAAUUAGAUACAAGUAACUUUAGUGAAGAGUUUACAAGUCUUCCAUUAAGAGAAUCUACAGCUAUAUCUCCACCAAAUUCAAAUAGAUUAUUUAGAGGCUAUUCAUAUGUGUCACCGAGACAUAAUUUGAAACGUAAUCCACAAUUGCAACAUCGGGAACCACAAAAAGAAAUUAUUUCUAAUAAAUGGACCAUAACAAAUGCUGAAAAGCAAAACUCUGCAUUCUAUAAGGAAUAUGACUUAAAUCCAGCAAUUAUUGGUACUGGAUCAUUUUCAGCUUGCUUUAAAUGUCGUAGAAAAUCCACAAAUGAAGAAUUUGCAGUUAAAAUGAUACGUAACUCACAUUUCAAUCGUGAAGAAGUUCGUAUAUUAAGAAUGUGCAAUCAUCCACAUAUUGUUAGAUUACAUGAAUGCCUUACCGAUAGUCAUUAUACAUAUAUUGUUAUGGAAUUACUUGGUAAUGAAGAAUUAUAUAGUCGUAUUAAAGCAACAAAUGGUAAUGGAUUGCCAAAAGAUAAAGUAAAAUUAUAUUUUUCCGAGAUUCUAGAUGUUAUGUAUUAUUUACAUUCAAAUAAUAUUGUUCAUUGUGAUUUAAAACCCGAAAAUAUUUUGUUUAAAACUAAAAAUUCUGAUAUAUUAAAGUUAGUUGAUUUUGGUUAUGCACAUUAUUUAUAUAAUGACACAGAAUGGGAAGAUAUACCACAUUUUACAUUAGAUUAUGCAGCACCAGAAUUAUUAAAAUCACCAAAAGUAAUAUUUUCAAAAGCAUGUGAUAUUUGGGCAUUAGGUGUUAUAUUGUAUACAAUGUUAUGUGGUCAAUCACCUUUUCGGCAUAAUAAUAAUGAAAGUAAAUAUGAUAUAAGACAAAAUAUUUUAGAGGGAAAUAUAAACAGAGAAACUCGAGGUUGGAGAAGUGCAAGUGAAGACUUAAAAGAUUUAAUAGAAAAAAUGUUAACAAUAUCAUAUCGUAAACGUGCUACAAUUGAACAAAUAUGUAAACAUAUAUGGGUAAUAAAUACUCUUAGAAAAUCAGGCUCAAAACAAUUACAACAGGAGCAACAACAAUUGUAUCAACAAGAUGAUAACUAUUAUUAUAUUUACGAUGAUAGAAAUAAUAGCGAUGAAGUUCAAUUUAUUGAAGAAGAAUUAUUAACAUUUAAUUCAAUGCCACAACAGAAACCAAUAAGAGCUUAUAAAAAUCAUCAUAACACUAAUUUACUUGAUUAUUCUCCGCAACAAAAGAAAACACAACAUGAGCAAAAUAUAUAUCAAUAUCAUCAUAGUCAUCAGCCCAUAGUUAUUGAAAAUAUUAAACAACAACAACAACAUUUACAUCGUAAUAUUCAAAAAGACUCUAAUUCAUCAAAUAUUUCAAUUGUUUCAAUAUCAACUGAUAGUAGUCAAGGUGGUAUAGAAAGUGAAGGCGGUACAACAAGUGGUUUAGGACGUAGUAAAAGUUCAAAUGCAUCAGUUGAUCGUGCUACUUUAAGUUUUGAUAAAACUCCAAUUACUGAUAAUAAUAAUGAUAAUAUAUUAUAUGUUCCUGAUAUGGAGGAAAUUGAAAAAUUAACAUUGGAAAAACAAAAAGAAAUAAAAAAAUUAAAUGAAAUCAAUAUUAAUAACAUAGAUGAAAAUGGUGGUGAAGAAUUUUAUGGAUUUGAUAAAAAAGAUAAUAUGAAGAAGUUUGAUAGAUCAUCAAUACAAGAUAUUUUUAAAAAUGUAAUAGAAAAUUUUAUAAGUGUCAAAAAAGAAAGACAAGAAUCAUUAGAUAGUGAAGAAGAUUUUAUUGGAUUUAAUAAUAAUGAAUUAAUGCAUUUUACAAAAAAUAAUCAUUCUAUUCAAAUACCUGAAUUACCUGUUGUAAAACCAUUAGAAAUAACAUCAACAGAAAUUGCAUCAAAUGAAUUAUCAAACAGAACAAUAGCGGUACCAAAAAGGAGAGGACGAAAACCGAAACAUAUGAAAAUUAAUACAAUUAGUGAUAGUUCAAAAACAACAACAAUUGAUAUGGAUAAAACUAAAGAUAAUAUAAUAAUUAAUAAUAUUAAUAAAAAUAUCAAUAAUAUAAUAAGUAGUAAUAAUUAUAACCAUAUUGAUAAUACAGAAAAAUUAAGUUCAAAUAUAAGAGAUAAUCAAAAUAAUGUUAGCAGUAAAACAAAAACGAUUAUUGAAAAUAAAUUAAAUAAAGAAAUUAUUAUUGAAGAAAAGAAAAAUGUAGAACAAGUACAAAAUUGGGGACCUAUGACACGAUCCAGAAGACGUCGUGAAGAAAUAUCAGAUCGUAGCGAUUUAUUUAAAGGUUAUAAUCCAAAACGAAUGAAAAAAUGAUUUUUAUUUAAUUAUAUAGUUUAUUAUUAUUUUUAUUAUUACCAUUAUUAUUAUUUUUAUAAAUAUUUGUGCUUUUAAUGUGUUUUGUCUUUUUUUUUUUAUGUAAUUUUUAAUGAUACAAAUAAUUUGUUGAUUGAAGAAGAAAAAAAAAGUUUUUUUUUUUUAUUUUUCCCAUGUUUGCAUACAUUUAAAAUUUGUUUAUAUAUAUUUGAUUAAGAAUUCUGUUUUCUUAUUAAGAAUAGUUAUAUAAAUACUUUAAAAUUUGUAUAAAUAAAACUUAUAAAUACUUUAUUUUAUCGUCGUUUUGUUUAUUUUUAUUUAAGGAAAUUAAAUUUUAUGUAUUCAAAAUACAUAAUAUAGACAUUAGUAUAUAAAAUAUUCUAAAUAUUUGCUUUAUGUGUUGUCAUACACAUAUAUUAUAUAUAUAUUUUAGUUUCGUUUUUCUUAGUUUUAAUUAUUA
Messenger RNA from Condylostylus longicornis, 4403 nucleotides. Its product is annotated as ribosomal protein S6 kinase alpha-5. The transcript is spliced from 10 exons. NCBI's taxonomy places the organism in Eukaryota, Metazoa, Arthropoda, Insecta, Diptera, Dolichopodidae. Gene Ontology annotation, biological process: protein phosphorylation; regulation of DNA-templated transcription. The record is from RefSeq and is a predicted model, not a curated record. The coding region runs from base 134 to 3943 and encodes 1269 amino acids. Gene Ontology annotation, molecular function: ATP binding; protein serine/threonine kinase activity.